Messenger RNA from Purpureocillium lilacinum, 1866 nucleotides. RefSeq lists its product as uncharacterized. The record is from RefSeq and is a predicted model, not a curated record. Gene Ontology annotation, molecular function: beta-glucosidase activity. Gene Ontology annotation, biological process: carbohydrate metabolic process. NCBI's taxonomy places the organism in Eukaryota, Fungi, Ascomycota, Sordariomycetes, Hypocreales, Ophiocordycipitaceae.
AUGGCACGGCUCACAUUUCUAGGCCAGCUGUUGCUCGCCUCUCUCGCCACGGCCCAGCAGGUAUACAUACCUGCAGAGGGUCCAUCGCCACGGCCACAGUGCAAAUGCCCUGACAAGAGCAAGCCAAAGUAUUCCUUCACACCAUUCAGCUUCACUUUGACCGAGACUGUGCGGUACGCGACAUCGGUGCCCGCCCCGACCAGUACUACCACCUAUGCGGCGCCCCGCGAAGCUCUCGUCACGUUGGUUCCGUCACUGUCCUAUUCGACGUGGGGGAAAUGGACCCCCAACGAUACGGCCACGGCGACGGACACGAAUGACCCGUACGGCCAGGCCGCAUGGACGGCUCUAUGGAAGCAUGCCAACCCGCCAAACUUCACAGAGACGGCCGUUUACAGCACGACCGUGUCGCCGACGCCUGUCCCAAGUUCGGAGCUCGUGCUACCCCCGGCCGAUUACUUUGGCCCGACGGACUGCUACACCUUCCCCAGGGGCUUCGAGUUCGGCGUCGCCAGCUCGGCAUCGCAGAUCGAAGGCGCGACGGCGGAGGAGGGCAAGUCUCCGUCGCUCAUGGACAUUCUGGUCCGGGACGACCGCCCCAAGUCAUACGUAACCAACGAGUUCUACUACUACUACAAACAAGACAUUGAGCGUGUCGCAGCCAUGGGCGUUAAGUACUUCUCCUUCAGCAUCGCCUGGACACGCAUCCUGCCGUUUGCGCUGCCCGGCACGCCUGUGAACAAGGAGGGGAUCGACCAUUACGACGACGUCAUCAACUUCAUCCUGGAAAAGGGCAUGGUCCCAGUCGUCACUCUUCUGCACUUCGACACUCCGCUGCAGUUCUAUGGAAGCAACCUCACCACCGCCGCUGAUAAGACCAAGCUCGGCUAUGUCAACGGCGGGUACCAAAACGAGACGUUCCAGGACGCCUUUGUGAACUACGCCAAGGUUGCCAUGACGCACUACGCCGACCGGGUGCCCAUCUGGUAUACGUUCAACGAGCCGCUGUUGUACUCGUACGAUGCGCGCUCCGUCGAUUCGGUAAUUCGGUCGCACGCCCGCACGUACCGCUUCUACAAGGAGGAGCUCAAGGGCGAGGGGAAAGUCGCGCUCAAGUUCAACAACAACUUUGGCGUGCCGCGUGAUCCCCACAGCGCGGCGGACGUGGAGGCCGCCAACCACUUUAAUUCGAUCCAGCUCGGCACCUUCUGCGAUCCCAUCUUCCUCGGCAAAGACUACCCAGACUCGUUCAAGAAGACGUUCCCAGACUAUGUGCCUCUGUCAAAGGAGGACCUCGAGUAUAUUGGCGGGCAGGUCGAUUUCCUGGGCAUCGACCCAUACACGGCGACCGUCAUUACGCCGCCCGUGCCUGGCGAACAGGGUAGCAUCCUCGACUGUGCGCGGAAUGAGAGCUCACUGCUCCGGCCGUACUGCGUCAACCAAACCACGGUCAACGUGUACGGCUGGGACAUUGGCUACCGCUCGCAGUCGUACGUCUACACGACGCCGACCUACCUGCGGAGCUACCUCAACUACCUGUACAACACAUGGCGGAAGCCCGUGUCUAUCACCGAGUUCGGGUACCCCGUGUACAGCGAGCGGGAGCGCGCCCUGUCGGACCAGCUCUUUGACACGCCCCGCAGCCAAUAUUACCUGAGUUUCCUGUCCGAGACGCUCAAGGCGAUCCGCGAAGACGGCGUCGAGGUUGCGGGUGCGUACCUGUGGAGCUUUGCGGACAACUGGGAGUUUGGGGACGCCGAGUCGCAAUUUGGCGUGCAGACGGUCAACCAGACGACGCAGGUCCGCAAUUACAAGAAGUCGUUUUUCGAUGUAGUCGACUUCAUGAAGGCUCGGAUGAUUGAAUGA